AUGAAGGAGGUAUCUGAUGCAGAUUCUAAAAUGGUAGAAAUAAGUAAGAAGACACAAGAAGAAGAGCCCCUCAGAUUGGAAGAUCCAAAGUCUGGAGAGGAGCCCACGACCCACCGUUCUAAGGAAGUAUUCCUCAGAAAGCACAGUUAUACUUCACCAGAUUCAACAAGUAUCAAAGAAGACAAAAACUGCGAAACUGAAACUAGCGAAAAUAAAUAUGAAAUAACUGUCAAUAGUGCUAAACUAAAAUCCAAUCCACUUCCCGAUCAAGAAAGCUUAUCUUAUCUUUCUGUCUCCUUACACGGUGAAUGUAGACCUCAGGACACCCAUAAUAAAUGCGAUGGAAAUAUUGGAAUACACUCAGAUAUCUCUCGGCUUUCUGAGGUUUCAUUUGAUUCAGAAUUUAAUUCUGAUUCAAGUGAGGAGUUAUUCGAGGAUGAUAUUAUGCUUAAGAAGAAAAAGAAGAGAGAUUUAGUGAAAACUGAGAGACUUGAAGAUCCCGAGGAAGAGUUUAGGAGACAUUUUCUUAAAACUUUUCAAGAUCUGCCUAGAAUAUCACAGAUCUCUUUGGACGGUGAACCCAAAAAAAAUAAAAGUAAGGAACAAAAUUGGGAAACAGAAAGAAAUGCAGAAGAGAAUCCAAGUAUUUCGAAUGAAAAUAUAGAACAGUUAACCGAAAAUAAUAAUAGUCGUGGUAAAACAUCAAUUUCAACAGAUGUAAAAAAUAAAAAAAUAAGAAUAUUAAUAUUGCAGAAAAUUUUACCGAAGAUCUAA
Drosophila takahashii is the source of this 774-nucleotide messenger RNA. Lineage: Eukaryota; Metazoa; Arthropoda; Insecta; Diptera; Drosophilidae. The record is from RefSeq and is a predicted model, not a curated record.